AUGAAUUCUAAUGAUUCUCGCAUCUCCUAUAAGGAGGAAUCAGUAUUUUCGUUUGAAGAAGAAACGUUUGAGAGAUCUCUGAGUGCUGGUAGUGUCCAGUGUUCAUUUGAUUACGUAAACGCGUCUCAAAUCUCGGAGUAUUCUGAGUUUUUACGCUUCUUUGACAUGGAGUAUUCCUGGGAUUGUGGAAGCCAACAUUCUGCCGGUGAACUCUUCCAAAUCUCACAGUCGUCUCAACAAAUGCUUCAAUCUUGCUCAACUGCAGUUCCGGAUAGCACAAAUGAAUGCAUCUAUGACGUGAAGAGAAAGCGUAACAUUUUGAAAGAAAAACUCAUCAAGUGGAAAAUCAUGAAAGAAUGCCAAGUCAAACCUUUCCAACCUUCAAAUGUGCCACGCGUCACUAGAGUUGUCGAUGGGGAAAACCUUGUUGAAGUUUGCAAGUCAAAAGGUGUGACAUACUACUAUAUCGAAAAUGGCUUGAUUGGCGAAGGUGGAUUUGGUGGAGUUUUCAAGGGUUAUGCCAUAAAAGGAACCAAAAAAACACCGGUCGCCCUGAAAUUUAUAGAUUAUAAAACGGUUCGUGAGUAUCGCAAGGAUAAAGACCUCGGUGAUGUACCAAGUGAAGUGUAUUUCCUGAAGAAGAUGAAAGAUUAUCCAAAUGUCAUCAAGUUCUAUCAUUAUCAGUCUUUAUCAUCUGAGGAAUUUGUGAUCAUUUGCGAAAGACCGACUCAUUGCAAAGAUCUCCGAAGCCUCAUGUGGGACGUAGGAGGUUUCUUCACCGAGGAUGAAACUCAACAAUGCAUGAAGAAGGUAUAA
Messenger RNA from Dendronephthya gigantea, 816 nucleotides. RefSeq lists its product as uncharacterized. Bases 1 to 816 code for a protein of 271 amino acids. The transcript has 11 exons. Gene Ontology annotation, molecular function: protein serine/threonine kinase activity; ATP binding. Gene Ontology annotation, cellular component: cytoplasm. NCBI's taxonomy places the organism in Eukaryota, Metazoa, Cnidaria, Anthozoa, Malacalcyonacea, Nephtheidae. Gene Ontology annotation, biological process: protein autophosphorylation. The record is from RefSeq and is a predicted model, not a curated record.